Hyaloscypha bicolor E is the source of this 1087-nucleotide messenger RNA. RefSeq names its product transport protein-like protein SEC13. Lineage: Eukaryota; Fungi; Ascomycota; Leotiomycetes; Helotiales; Hyaloscyphaceae. Gene Ontology annotation, cellular component: nuclear pore outer ring; COPII vesicle coat. The record is from RefSeq and is a predicted model, not a curated record. The transcript is spliced from 3 exons. Gene Ontology annotation, molecular function: protein binding; structural molecule activity. Gene Ontology annotation, biological process: COPII-coated vesicle budding; positive regulation of TOR signaling; protein import into nucleus. Bases 79 to 978 code for a protein of 299 amino acids.
GCUCCAAAUCUCCAAAUUCCGUCUCGGAUCAAGCUGUCCUCAAAAUCCUGACCACAACACCAAGAACUCUGUGUCAACAUGGCACAAGUUAUCUCCAACUCCGGUCACGAUGACAUGAUUCACGAUGCAGUCCUCGAUUACUACGGCCGCCGCCUCGCAACCUGCUCCUCAGACCGCACAGUCAAGAUCUUCGAAGUAGAAGGCGAUUCGCACCGGCUGACAGAAACACUCAAAGGACACGAAGGCGCAGUAUGGUGCGUCUCCUGGGCGCACCCCAAGUAUGGCAACAUCCUCGCCAGCGCAGGGUACGACGGGAAAGUCUUCAUCUGGCGGGAAUCCGGCACCACCUGGACGAAAGUCUUCGAUUUCGCCUUACACACGGCCUCCGUAAACAUCAUCUCCUGGUCCCCUCACGAGUCCGGGUGUCUUCUCGCCUGCGCCUCAUCCGAUGGGAACGUCAGCGUCUUAGAAUUCAAGGACAAUAGCAUGGACCAUAAGAUCUUCCACGCGCACGGCAUUGGCGUUAACUCCGUUUCUUGGGCGCCGAGCACGAGUCCUGGGUCUUUGGUGAGCAGUGCGGGGGGUCAGGGAGGAGUGAGGAGAUUCGUGACGGGUGGAAGCGACAACAUGCUGCGCCUAUGGAGUUUCGACCAAGGGUCGCAAGAUUACAAGCAGGAGCGGGACCCUUUGACCGGCCAUACGGACUGGGUGCGCGACGUAGCAUGGUCGCCCACGGUAUUGCAAAAGAGUUACAUCGCGUCCGCGAGCCAGGACAAGACGGUGCGGAUCUGGACGAGCGAUCCGAGCCAGCCUGGGGUGUGGAACAGCAAGGUGAUCCCGUUCGAGGUUGUGCUUUGGAGGGUCAGCUGGAGUCUGAGCGGGAAUGUGUUGGCGGUUAGUUCGGGGGAUAAUAAGGUUACGCUGUGGAAGGAGAAUUUGAGGGGUGAGUGGGAGUGUGUGAAGACUAUUGAGGAAUAGGGAGGCGUUCGAGUUGGGUAGAAAGACAGACCACGGCGUUAAUGGAAAAGCCUGUAAGCUUAGCAUCAGAAUCGCAGAAAACACUCCAAAAAGCCCCGUGCAAGGCGUC